AUGAGUAUGUACUUGAUGAUUUCUAUUUUGCACGCAAGUAGCUACGCAAUGGCCAAGUCGUCCAUCAGGGGUGGGAAGUCAUCGAUGUCAAGCGACAUUGGUCAUCACGUCCCACACGCACACGUUGUCCGCAGCCACCAAAGACGAAUGCAAAUCGCUGCUGCUGCCUCUUCAUCCUCGACGCCGACCGCAACGACGCCAACCCGCGUGGCAGAUCUAUGGUUUCCCGAAGACAAUUUGAUCAUACGCGCCGAAGAUCGAGUGUUCCGAGUGUCAAAGGGCGUGUUGGCGGCGAGGUCAACUGUGUUCAAGGACAUGCUUGCCUUUGACUCUGUGGCGACCGAUGACGACGACGACGAGCGUAUCGACGGAUGUCCUGUGGUCAAGCUGCACGACAGUGCUGCCGAUGUAGAGGUGUUUUUAAGGGCUAUAUUCGACUCAAGUUUCUUCGAGCCACCACCAACGAAAACCACUCUCCCCACCAUAUCCGGCAUCCUCCGCCUCUCCCACAAGUACGAUGUGCAGUUUCUCCGCCGCAGGGCCUUGCAGCAUCUCGACACCGGCUACCCUACUUCCCUCGCUGUGUACGAGAUUUCAGGGACGGAAACCUUCUCCUCAGACGGGCUCGACGACUCCUUACUCACUAUUCGCGUCGCCUCCGAAGUUGGGGCCUCCUGGGUGCUCCCCACCGCCUUCUACUUCCUUUGCUACUCCGACAUGCGGGACAUCCUCAACUCGCCCCAGUGGCCCCUCCUCAGUCCCGUUGACCAAGAAACGACCAUAGUCAGCUACACCAAACAGCGCCUGGCCUGUCCCCCUAUUCUUCCGUUCCUCCGCAUCCCAUUUGUCGAGGGCUGCACCAGUCUCAAGGAGUGCGACGAUUACCGCGUUCAAAACCUCGCAAACGUUCAUAACUGGAAUAUUUCCGAUCCCCUGGGGAGCUAUCGAGACUGGACGCCGUUCGAGAACCUUAUUUGCGCGUACUGUUUGAAGCAGGCGGAAGAGUACCAUCGCCAGGCAAGGAGGAAACUUUGGGACGAGUUGCCUGAGAUCUAUGGGCUUCCUAGUUGGGAAGAGUUGGAGCGGGCGAAGGCAGAAGCAUUGAAUGUCGACGAGGAGAUGGGUUAG
This is a messenger RNA of Mycena indigotica, 1128 nucleotides long. Its product is annotated as BTB domain-containing protein. The record is from RefSeq and is a predicted model, not a curated record. The transcript is spliced from 2 exons. NCBI's taxonomy places the organism in Eukaryota, Fungi, Basidiomycota, Agaricomycetes, Agaricales, Mycenaceae. Gene Ontology annotation, molecular function: protein binding. The coding region runs from base 1 to 1128 and encodes 375 amino acids.